Messenger RNA from Hyla sarda, 891 nucleotides. Its product is annotated as vitamin D3 hydroxylase-associated protein-like. The coding region runs from base 67 to 876 and encodes 269 amino acids. Lineage: Eukaryota; Metazoa; Chordata; Amphibia; Anura; Hylidae. Gene Ontology annotation, biological process: fatty acid catabolic process. The record is from RefSeq and is a predicted model, not a curated record. The transcript has 5 exons. Gene Ontology annotation, molecular function: fatty acid amide hydrolase activity; amidase activity.
ACAUUCCUGUGUAUAAGGCGUCGCUCCGCCCGUCCCUCUGGCAGACGCUGAUCUCUGGUGUACACAAUGCAGGAGAAAGUCUCUGCCGUCCUCUCGGGGCACCUCCUGGAGUGUAAGCUCUUGGGCACCGCCGCCUGCGUCUUGGCUGCCACCAUAUAUGGCCUGAGAUGGAGGAAAAGAUGGGUGAUCCUGAAAAGAAUGGAGGAGGAGAAGAAGAGGAGAGAGGAGAGCGAGAGGAGGAUGAGGAAGGCAGUGGAGGCUUAUCACCAGCAGAAUCCUGGAGUGGAUGGCGGGAAGAUCCUGGAGCUGACGGUACCGGAGCUGAGCGAGAAGCUGAAGGACGGGACCCUGACCCCCGAGAGUGUCCUCUACUCCUAUAUAGAGAAGGCUUUACAAGUGAACGCUGACCUGAAUUGUGUGACGGUUUUCCUGAAUGACUUUGAAUCUCAGCUGAAGGAUCUGAGGGAGAGGAGGGUGAGGGGCCCCCUGUUUGGCAUCCCGGUCUCCAUAAAGGAACAUGUUGGUUAUCAGGGUCACCCCUCCACCUGUGGUCUGGUUCAGUAUCUGGAUGUCGUGGAGGAGGAGGACAGCGUCAUUGUCAAGGUCCUUAAGAAGCAGGGUGCCAUCGUGUUCGCCAAGACUAAUCUUCCCCAGUCUGUGUUAUGUUGUGAGACCAGUAACCCCAUAUAUGGAUACACCUUAAACCCCCAUAACCAGGCCAAGGGGCCCUCAGGAUCCUCUGGGGGGGAGGGGGCACUGAUUGGUGGAGGAGGCUCCAUUCUUGGCAUUGGCACAGACCUUGGUGGCAGCAUCCGUCUCCCGGCCAGUUCCUGUGGCAUCGCUGGAUUCAAGCCGACUACAACCAGACUGAGGUGAGGAGCAGGAAGCCCA